Molecule: messenger RNA, 1273 nt
Organism: Camponotus floridanus (Florida carpenter ant)
Lineage: Eukaryota; Metazoa; Arthropoda; Insecta; Hymenoptera; Formicidae
Exons: 2
Coding region: 229-1080 (283 amino acids)
Source: RefSeq, a predicted model, not a curated record
AGAAAGGGAGAAAGAAAACGAAGAGCUGAGCGAUUGUAAACAAAAAGAACAUAUUCAUCGCGUCAGCCUCGGGGAAGCCAGCUAUAUGUUGUGCUCUCCACGAGGCGAUAUCUCUUCCUCGACAAUGCCAUGUUGCUAUGUUAUUACGGGAAAGAUAUCGGGGAACGUGGUGGUUCGCUACAAUAAACGCUAUCGCGCGGUGAGAAAGGAUCGCUGUAGAUUGUUCGUAUGAGAGUGCGUGCUAUCGCAGGUUCCAUGGCAAAACCGGAGCGAUUACGCUUCACGAUUCUGGAAGACUUGAUACUCUUGCGAGAGGUCCUGCGACAGAAUCCGUACGAGGAGAGCGACAGGUGGAAGGCCGUUGCCGAGUAUGUCGUAAACGCGACGCAGAAGAACUUCAGUCUGCGGUGCAUCAAGGAGCACGUCGAUCAUCUGUUAAAAAUUUGGGCGAGAGAAGGUCACGCACACUUGAGGAAAUCAGGAACCGAGGAACAGUAUAAUGAAAAGGAACGACUUUUGCAGCAAGUACAAGACUUGCAAAGGGAAUUCAGAUGUUCCAAUAAAAGCACCAAUGCACAAAAAUCAAGAAUGCAAACAAGAGAGAUAAUAGAGAACAUUUCUGAUACUUUAGAGGUAAUAAUAGAGGAACCAAUAAUGGCAACAUCCUUACCUACAUCUAUAUCUUCGACAUUGUUGCCAAUUGCAUUAUCAUCGCCAACUUCAUCGUCUUCGUCAUCGUCAUCGAUUCUGCAAACCUCAGCGAGCCUUUUGCGGUCACCAGCCACAUCUCCAUUAAGAACAGGUGGUCCAAUAAGGAAUAAAAUACGUCAUGACACGAUAAAGAAGUCAACAUUACAAUUUCUACAAGAAAGACAUAAAAAAGAAGUGGAAUUUCAAGAAAAACAAUUUCGCUUGGAGGAGAGGAGAAUUCAACUUGAGGAAGAAAAAUUUAGAAUGGAAAAAAAGGAACGUGAGGCGAGAUUGGAAUUAGAAAUUGAAGAGAGAAGACAACGGAUUUCUGUGUCCAAACAGAAACAAGAGAUUCUAGAAAUAUUAUUACAAUUAAUACAUAAACCAUGAUUAUUUUCAUAAAUAAUAAUUUUUCGUUGUUUUAUUAAUUAAUGUAAGCAUUUCUCAGAAGAGAAAAAUAGAGGUAAUACUAGAAUCCGAAUCUAGUUCCCUUCAAUCUUUUCUGGUAACUACUCUGUCAUCACUCACUGAGCCAUUCAUUGUUCUAUAUAAUUAUUUUCUCUCUGCUUGCUUACAUUAAUAA